Messenger RNA from Alnus glutinosa, 1284 nucleotides. Its product is annotated as purple acid phosphatase 25-like. Gene Ontology annotation, molecular function: metal ion binding; acid phosphatase activity. NCBI's taxonomy places the organism in Eukaryota, Viridiplantae, Streptophyta, Magnoliopsida, Fagales, Betulaceae. Bases 16 to 1284 code for a protein of 422 amino acids. The record is from RefSeq and is a predicted model, not a curated record. The transcript is spliced from 8 exons.
UAUGCAUCUGUAGAUAUGCCGUUAGAAGCUUUUCCUCCUCCACCAGGAUACAAUGCACCCGAACAGGUUCAUAUAACACAAGGGGAUCUUGUUGGUCGAGCCGUUAUUGUUUCGUGGGUUACACCGUUACUACGACACCCUGACUAUGUGGUUUAUUGGGCGGCAGAAUCCAAACACAAAAAGAAGCGCAAGGCUCAUUCCUCGAUCACAACUUAUAAAUUCUAUAAUUAUUGUUCUGGCAACCUACAUCAUGCCACCAUUAAAAAUCUUAAGUUUGACACUCAGUACUUUUAUGAGCUUGGGACUGGCAAUGUAACCCGGCGAUUUUCCUUCACAACUCCUCCCAAAGUAGGGCCAAACGUUCCAUACACAUUUGGCAUUAUAGGUGAUUUGGGACAAACACAUGAUUCUUAUCAGACGCUUCAGCAUUAUGUGUCUAACCCGAAAGGGCAGGCUGUGUUGUAUGUGGGUGAUCUUUCUUAUGCAGAUGAUCAUCCGUACCAUGACAAUGUGAGAUGGGAUACAUUUGGCCGCUUCAUUGAGAAGAGUGCUGCAUAUCAAUCAUGGGUUUGGACUGCUGGCAAUCAUGAAAUUGAUUUUGCUCCAGAGAUUGAAGAAGAUGUUCCUUUCAAGCCAUAUUUGAAUAGGUACCACGUACCCUACAAGGCAUCACAGAGUACAUCCCCACUCUGGUAUUCCAUUAAGCGUGCAUCUGCAUACAUCAUUGUGUUGUCUUCUUACUCAGCAUAUGGUACAUACACUCCUCAAUACGCAUGGCUCGAAAAUGAGUUCUCCAAGGUUAACCGAGCUGAGACGCCGUGGCUUAUUGUUCUUGUUCACUCACCAUGGUAUAACAGUAACAACUACCACUACAUGGAAGGAGAAAGCAUGAGAGUGCAGUUUGAAUCCUGGUUUGUUAAAAACAAAGUGGAUGUUGUUUUUGCUGGUCAUGUUCAUGCCUAUGAACGAACAGAGAGAAUAUCGAACAUUAAAUACAACAUAACAGAUGGACUGAGCGCUCCAGUGAAGGACCCUUCUGCACCAGUAUACAUUACUAUUGGUGAUGGUGGUAACAUUGAAGGCCUUGCUAAGAGUUUUACUGAGCCACCACCAAGUUAUUCUGUAUUUCGGGAAGCAAGCUUCGGGCAUGCGAUUCUCGAGAUUAAAAAUCGGACUCAUGCCUACUAUACUUGGCACCGUAACCAGGAUAACAAUGCAGUUGUUGCUGAUAAUCUUUGGUUGCAUAAUAGGUACUAUUAUCCAGAAGAAGAAGAAGAAGCAUAG